AUGCUGGCCAAAGAUGAUGUGGAUGAGGCAGGUGGCCAAGCCAAGACUGCGGCGCGGGAAGCGCGCGACAUCUUCCAGGAUCUGGAAGAUCCCUACGGCGAGGCUCGGGCACUCAACUUGAUUUUGAGCGCCAACAUGCUCCAUGAGGCCGAUGCGGUGGAUGCCCUCUUUGCGGCGAAGGACGUGCUGUGGCUCUUCCGGGGGAACGACAUUCUGCCGGAGGAGGAGGACAAAAAGGCUAUUGCAGAUGCUCUUCAUUGUCAAGCCAAGGUCCACUUCUCCAUCGGCGAGUUGGCCGAUGCGAGGGAAGUGGCCGAGGAAUCCUUGAAGUACUAUGCGCAGGCGCAGCGCUCGCUGGAGGAGGCGGCUUAUGGUCAGGGCUACGCGCUGCAAACCUUAGCACAUAUCCUGUGCGCAGAGCUCUCCCCUGAUGAGGGCUUGCCCCACAGCGAACGCGCGGUGGAGCUCUUCGCCACCGCGCAAGACCAGCGCGGGGAGGCGAUGGCCAAAGCGAUCCUGGCGUACCAGGACACCAUGUCGCGCAUGAAGCAGCUGGAAGAUACCCCACAGGCGUUCACUGAGCAAUCGAACGCUCGCGUGACGCAGAACUGGACCGUCAUUGAUGACGCCAUGGUGAUGAUGCGCGAGAUCCGGAACCAAGAAGGUGAAGACACCAUUGGCUCCUUGAUCUACGAGAUGAAUCAGAAAGUCGGGGAGAUCCAGAAGAAGAUGUCCACGCCCACGAAGACGGUGUGGACCGUGGACCGCGUCACCCGCAAGGCGAAGCAAAAGGACAGCGCAGUGCGCAGCGCACGGCGAGAAGCACCGCACGGAGAGGGAGGAGGGAGUUGUGCACCACCCGUGCACGGCUCAAAAGGUGGACAAGCAUUGGUGAAGGUAGACACACACACAGAUAUAUAUAUAUAUAUUCACAUAGAUGUACAUGCACAUACAUAUUAUACAAAUAUGCACGUACAUCUAUGCCAAUGGUUGUUUUCCAAGCAAGACUGCUUGUCAUCUGCAUAUUAUCUCUGUUGGGACCCACCUUCGCCAGUCUGGCCCGCGCCAGUCUUUCACUUGCUCGACUGUUCACCGGAGUCGUGA
Durusdinium trenchii is the source of this 1104-nucleotide messenger RNA. The record is from the annotation of a GenBank genome assembly. NCBI's taxonomy places the organism in Eukaryota, Dinophyceae, Suessiales, Symbiodiniaceae.